This is a messenger RNA of Brachypodium distachyon (stiff brome), 2098 nucleotides long. RefSeq names its product cationic amino acid transporter 5. Lineage: Eukaryota; Viridiplantae; Streptophyta; Magnoliopsida; Poales; Poaceae. Gene Ontology annotation, molecular function: L-lysine transmembrane transporter activity; L-glutamate transmembrane transporter activity. Gene Ontology annotation, cellular component: plasma membrane. The transcript has a single exon. Gene Ontology annotation, biological process: amino acid transport; transmembrane transport. The coding region runs from base 145 to 2007 and encodes 620 amino acids. The record is from RefSeq and is a predicted model, not a curated record.
GACAGUUCCGUCGCUUCUGUCCUCUCGUGGUGACGGCCUGGAAUCUAGACCAACUGGUCUCUCCGACCGCGAGGCAGCGCUCCACACAGAAGGUUUGUCCUUGCUUGCGCGUCCGGUAACCACAGGGGGAGGACGCGAUCCACCAUGGCGCCCGCGGAAACGCCGCCGCGAGACGAUCACGCGCCGAAACCAGCAGCGACCACGGCGGCAACGAGAAGCUACUGGCGGUGGCGCAAGGAUGACUUCUUCCCGGAGCCGUCGUUCGCGAGCUGGGCCACGUACCGUGCGGCGCUGGCCGCGACGCCCUCCCGUCUCGCGGACCGCUUCCUCGCCGGCCGAUCCACCGACGCCGCCGAGCUGGGCGCGAUGCGGCGGCGGAGCGAGAACGAGAUGCGCCGCUGCCUGACGUGGUGGGACCUGACUUGGCUGGGCUUCGGCUGCCACCUCGGCGCCGGCAUCUUCGUGCUCACGGGGCAGGAGUCGCGCGACCACGCGGGCCCCGCCAUCGUGCUCUCCUACGUCGUGGCCGGCGCCUCCGCCAUGCUCUCCGUGCUCUGCUACGCCGAGUUCGCCGUCGAGAUCCCCGUGGCCGGCGGCUCCUUCGCGUACCUCCGCGUCGAGCUCGGCGACGUGGCCGCCUUCGUCGCCGCCGCCAACCUCAUGCUCGAGAGCGCCAUCGGCACGGCGGCCGUGGCGCGGGCGUGGACCUCGUACCUCGCGUCUCUCCUCAACAAGCCCGCGAGCGCGCUCCGCGUGCACUUGGCGUCGCUCCCGGACGGGUACAACGAUCUGGACCCGAUCGCGGCCUCGGUGAUCGCGGUCACCGCGUGUCUGGCCAUGGCGAGCACCAAGGGCAGCUCCCGCGUCAACUGGAUCGCGUCGGCGGUGCACCUGCUGGUGAUCGCCUUCAUCAUCGUGGCCGGGUUCCUCCACGCCGACGCUCGCAACCUGACCCCGUUCGUGCCGUACGGCAUGCCGGGCGUGUUCCGGGCGGCGGCCGUGGUGUACUUCGCGUACGGCGGCUUCGACAGCAUCGCGACCAUGGCGGAGGAGACCAAGAACCCGUCCAGGGACAUCCCGCUGGGGCUGGUGGGCUCCAUGUCGGCGAUCACGGCCAUCUACUGCACCAUGGCGCUGGCGCUGAGCAUGAUGCGCCCGUACACGGCGAUCGACCGGAACGCGGCCUACUCGGUGGCGUUCGGCGAGGUCGGGAUGCGGUGGAUGCGGUACGUGGUGGCCGUGGGCGCGCUCAAGGGGAUGACCACGGUGCUGCUGGUGGGCGCCCUCGGGAACGCCCGCUACGCGACGCACAUCGCGCGGAGCCACAUCAUCCCGCCCGUGUUCGCGCUGGUGCACCCGAGGACCGGCACGCCCGUGCACGCCACGCUCCUCAUCGCCGCCUCCUCCGCGUUCAUCGCCUUCUUCUCCAGCCUCGACGUGCUCGCCAGCCUCCUCUCCAUCAGCACGCUCUUCAUCUUCGUCAUGAUGGCCGUCGCGCUGCUCGUCCGCCGGUACCACGCGCGGGGCGUCACGAGCCAGGCGCACGGGCUGCGGCUCCUCGUGCUCGUCUUGUUCAUCCUCGGCUCGUCGGCUGGAAUUGCCGCGUGCUGGGGCGUGGCGCCGGAGAAUUGGGUGGGGUACGCCGUGCUGGUGCCACUGUGGGCGGCGGCGACGCUGGGUGUCCAGCUGGUGGUGCCGGUGGCGCGCGCGCCCAGGGUGUGGGGCGUGCCGCUGGUGCCCUGGCUGCCGUCGCUGUCCAUCGCCACCAACAUGUUCCUCAUGGGCUCCCUCGGAGCGCAGGCGUUCGUCCGAUUUGCCGUCUGCACCGCCGUCAUGAUGCUCUACUACGUGCUCGUCGGCCUGCACGCAACCUACGACGUGGCACACGAAGACAAGUCAGAGCACGAUGGGGUGGAGGACUCCGGCGAUGCUGCCGCUGAUGACAAGAAGGCGGCAGCGGCCACCGAUGUGGAGAAGAGUACGGGCACCGGAAACGACGGGUGCUAGGGUGUUUCAUAUCUAAGGCGCACGAAUUUUUAAGAAAAAACUUAAAUCUCGUUUGACGUUUCAUAGCCGUUGAAUUAUUAUUUUGACGUCA